GGUUUCGGCAGCGAUACCAGCAGCGGUUCCAUCAUGUCCGGCAGAGGCAAGGGCGGCAAGGGGCUCGGCAAGGGCGGCGCCAAGCGGCACCGCAAGGUGCUCCGCGAUAAUAUCCAGGGCAUCACCAAGCCGGCCAUCCGCCGCCUGGCUCGGCGCGGCGGCGUCAAGCGCAUCUCGGGGCUGAUCUACGAGGAGACGCGCGGCGUGCUGAAGGUGUUCCUGGAGAACGUGAUCCGCGACGCCGUCACCUACACGGAGCACGCCAAGAGGAAGACGGUGACCGCCAUGGACGUGGUGUAUGCCCUCAAGCGCCAGGGCCGCACUCUGUACGGCUUCGGCGGCUAUCUUCUUGGGCAGCAGCACGGCCUGGAUGUUGGGCAGCACGCCGCCCUGCGCGAUGGUCACCUUGCCCAGCAGCUUGUUGAGCUCCUCGUCGUUGCGGAUGGCGAGCUGCAGGUGGCGGGGGAUGAUGCGCGUCUUCUUGUUGUCGCGGGCCGCGUUGCCCGCCAGCUCCAGGAUCUCGGCCGUCAGGCCGAGGCGCCCAGCGGGGCACGCGCGGCCCAAUGGCGCAGCGAAUCUCACGCUGACCAAUCGCGAGGGGCGCAGCGCCGAGAGGCUCCGCACGCGCUCUCCCCGCGGCCAAUCACGGGCAGCGACAGCCGCGCCUCGGCUCCCGGCCCCGCCCACCAGGAGCGGUCGCUCUCCCCACCGCCGCACCCGCCGCUGCUGCUGCUGCCUGGACCGGCGGGACCGCGCUGCCCCAGGCCGCCAGGCUCCACACUGCGGAUCGCCACGGCUGAGCCGAGGAAACAGAGGAAGAAACAGCCGGGAGUUGUUAGAGCGAUGGCGCGCACGAAGCAGACAGCGCGUAAGUCGACGGGCGGGAAGGCGCCCCGCAAGCAGCUGGCCACCAAGGCUGCCCGCAAGAGCGCGCCGGCCACGGGCGGCGUCAAGAAGCCGCACCGCUACCGGCCCGGCACGGUGGCGCUGCGCGAGAUCCGGCGCUACCAGAAGUCGACGGAGCUGCUGAUCCGCAAGCUGCCCUUCCAGCGCCUGGUGCGCGAGAUCGCGCAGGACUUCAAGACGGACCUGCGCUUCCAGAGCUCGGCCGUCAUGGCGCUGCAGGAGGCCAGCGAGGCCUACCUGGUGGGGCUCUUCGAGGACACCAACCUGUGCGCCAUCCACGCCAAGCGCGUCACCAUCAUGCCCAAGGACAUCCAGCUGGCCCGCCGCAUCCGCGGCGAGCGCGCAUAAGCUUUUGUCCGAACGCUACCAUCUAUUUUAAAGUAUUUUAACGAACACAAAGGCUCUUUUAAGAGCCACUACAUGCACGAUAAAAAGAGCUG
Molecule: messenger RNA, 1346 nt
Organism: Poecile atricapillus (Black-capped chickadee)
Lineage: Eukaryota; Metazoa; Chordata; Aves; Passeriformes; Paridae
Exons: 6
Coding region: 34-1254 (406 amino acids)
Cellular component (GO): nucleosome
Molecular function (GO): DNA binding; structural constituent of chromatin; protein heterodimerization activity
Source: RefSeq, a predicted model, not a curated record